AUGGGGUUCACUGGACCAGCUGGGAAGAGCAGCCCUUGGCGGGGCCAGCCUGUGACUCCCUGGAGAAGGGAUGACCAUCCGGACGGCCCUUCUAGAACCCGCCUCCCAGAGCUUCUAGAACCCCGGCAGCCCCAUCUGGACGGCCACCUGGUGUGGCUCCCCUGCCAUUGCCUGAGCGUCUCCUUCCCGACCGUGGUGCUGGAGGCUGUUUUCUCCCAGUACUCUCCUCCAGCGCGGCUGUGGGCAGCGGGCAGUGGCCACAGACGCCGCCCAGCCGACCGUCUGUACCUGACCCAGGUCCCCAAGGGCCAGAUCAGCAGCCUGCCCACGACCUCGGGCGGCAAGCCCUUCCAACUCUGGGCCCUAGGACUCUUCUGCACCGAGCGAAACCUGGCCAAGCGCCUCAAGAGCAAUUGUUUCUACCCGUUCACGCAGCUGCAGCCCAACGUCUUCGUGCUCGAGUACUACCUGGACACGCUGUGGAAGGGGACCCUGCUCUUCGCCGUCUGCCUCUUGCUCAUCAGCUUCGGCCUCGUGAGCCAGGUGCAGAAGCAGGAGACUUGGGGCUUCCCUGCCUUCGGCAUGGGCGUGGGCCUGUGGCUCACGAUCUCGUCACUGCCGCGGCGCCGCCUAGUGCUGAACCACACGCUCGGCAUGUACCACUUCUCCAUCCAGGGCCGCACCGUGUGUCAGGGCCCCAUGCACCUGGUCUAUGUGCGCCUGGCGCUCAGCUCCGAUGCCUAUGGGAGGUGCUUCUUCCAGCUGGUUCUGAGCGGCCACAAGCUGGAGCCGCUGGUGCUGGUGCAGCUGUCUGAGCGCUACGAGCAAAUGGAAUACCUGGGCCGUCACAUCGCCCGCAAGCUCAACAUUAACUAUUUCGACUGUCUGGCCACAUCGUACCGGCACGUCGUCCGCCACUGGCCACAGGGGGCCACCUUCAGCCCCUACAUCAUGCCCCGCAAGACUGGUGCCAAAGACAAGCCAAGCUUUCAGUCCGACCAGGAUGUAUGACGUCGCCAGCCAGCACCCACCGCUCACUCCAGCCCAGACUGCAUUGUCCCUUCCCCUCCAAUCUCCCUCCUCCACCACUGCCCUAAUUCUCCAUAAAGCCCUCUUGCCUCAA
Sus scrofa (pig) is the source of this 1123-nucleotide messenger RNA. The record is from RefSeq and is a predicted model, not a curated record. Lineage: Eukaryota; Metazoa; Chordata; Mammalia; Artiodactyla; Suidae.